CCAGACGUCUCCUCUUCCCGGCGCAAGUCGCACAAGGCGCACUUCUCCGCGCCUUCCUCUGUCCGCCGCAAAAUUCUGUCCUCCUCUCUUGCGAAGGAGCUCCGCAGCAAAUACAACACCCGCUCACUACCCAUCCGCAAGGACGACGAGGUCCGGAUCGUCCGGGGCAAGUACAAGGGUCGGGAGGGCAAGGUCACCCAGGUCUACCGCAAGAAGUGGGUGAUCCACGUCGACCGUGUCCAGCGCGACAAGUCGAACGGUGCCACUGUUCCUAUUGGCAUCCACCCCAGCAACGUCGUCAUCACCAGCAUCAAGCUGGACAAGGACAGGCGGGCAAUCCUUGAGCGCAAGGACAGGAAGAAGAGUGCAACGAAGACGGCGGGUGAGGACGUCGAGAUGGUUGAC
Molecule: messenger RNA, 405 nt
Organism: Dichomitus squalens LYAD-421 SS1
Lineage: Eukaryota; Fungi; Basidiomycota; Agaricomycetes; Polyporales; Polyporaceae
Product: ribosomal protein L24
Exons: 3
Biological process (GO): cytoplasmic translation; ribosomal large subunit biogenesis
Cellular component (GO): ribosome; cytosolic large ribosomal subunit
Molecular function (GO): RNA binding; structural constituent of ribosome
Source: RefSeq, a predicted model, not a curated record